AGAUUGUGUGUGUGCCCAAGAAAAAGAAAGAGACAAGACAGGCAAUACAACUCACGUCUGGUAAAAGCACACUAUACAUUUGCGGCACCGCUGGCACCGCUUCAAAAAGCGAUACAACGUCCAAUUAACUGCCUGCAUCACUUUCACGUGGCACGAUCACGUGCCUGCGGCCUUAUACUUAAACCAGAGGUGAGACAAAGAUACUGCCACACAAAGUCAAGCCGCUUCCACGCUCGACAUGGCCGAGGGAGGACAAACUGCCGAGACCGAUACGCCCCUGCAAUCAACGCCCAUCAUCGGUAGACAGCGCGGCGGCCGGCAGACGCAACGCUCGUGCUCCGACAGCUUCUGGGCGAGCCCCGUGUUCCACGUGCAGGUGCGCAACGCGUACGGCGCGCCGGCUGACGACGACGAAGAGGAUGCUGUCCCGCUCUCGCCGAUCCUGGCGGCCAACGUGACGACGAGCAGCGGACCCAUCUGCCGCAUCUGCCACGAGGGCGACCACGGGCUACCGUUGCUCUCGAUCUGCCGGUGUUCGGGCACCAUGGGGCUGGUGCACCUGCUGUGCCUCGAGCACUGGCUUAGCGCCAGCGGUAGCGAGGCCUGCGAGAUCUGCCACUACCGCUUCAACGUAGAGCGCCGACCCCGGAGCUUCUGCGAGUGGGUGCACAGCGCCAGCGUGCGCCGCGGCUUCUUCGGGGACCUGCUGUGCUUCGGCCUGCUCUCGCCACUGGCCUUCCUCUGCGGCGUGCUCUGCCUGCACGGCGCCGCCCAGCAGGUACUUCAACGACGGUUCUGGGAGUCCAUCGGCCUCGCCUCGCUUGCCUUCAUGCUCUUCACCGUGUACAGCGCGUGGACCGUGCUCACUUUCCGCUACCACUACCGCGGCUGGUGUAAGUGGCGCUUGGCCAAUCCUUACGUCAAGGUGGUCGACCCGCCGCGUAAUCCGCACCUGGCUGUCGAACCUGACUGCAAGUGGCCGCAGGACCGCGGUCGCAACGCCACCAUCCCCGUCACCCUCGUGUUGCCGCAGACCGGCACGGGCAGCUUGGCCUCGGCAUCGGGUCUCGAUUCGUCGUUCGAGAUCUGCUCUCCAAACACCGUGGCUUCCGGCAGCACUGUGUGGGAGUACCGCACGACACGCCUUUGAGACGAGUGCUGCGCACUUUUAAUGUAAAUUUUAUUAUUUUUAUUUUCAUCACUCAGUUGUGUGCUUUUAUUCUUGUCACAUGGUGCCUGAACAUCACAUAUAUGGAAAAGCGUGUGUGUGUGUUCUAUGCAAUAAAUCAAUGCGCCGUGAAGUAAUCUCGUUUUCGGGGCGGCUCAUUCAUAUUGAAGCAAGGCCAACCACUCGGUAUAUUCUCCAAGGUCGGCAUUUUCUAAUCCCGCUUCAUUUUCCCUUUUUCCUUUCGCCCCACCCCCGUUAUUCACUCGUACGGGGCGCGGACACCGUCGUUAUUGCUGGGAUGAAUGACAACAUGGAAGGUUUCAAGUUACAGCCCCUAGGGCCAUGUUUUCCAACUGUCCUUGGUUUUUUUUUCC
Messenger RNA from Dermacentor silvarum, 1542 nucleotides. RefSeq names its product E3 ubiquitin-protein ligase MARCHF2. Lineage: Eukaryota; Metazoa; Arthropoda; Arachnida; Ixodida; Ixodidae. The transcript has a single exon. Gene Ontology annotation, biological process: protein ubiquitination. The record is from RefSeq and is a predicted model, not a curated record. The coding region runs from base 239 to 1150 and encodes 303 amino acids. Gene Ontology annotation, molecular function: ubiquitin-protein transferase activity; zinc ion binding.